AUGCAUUUUCGUUUAAUAUUAUUCUUCAAUCUUGUGAUUAACCUCAAUGCACAAACAGGAAGUUUUCCUGAUUGUAAAUCGGGUCCACUUUCAACAUAUCCGAUAUGUGAUCAAUCGCUUCCAUCACAUCAGAGAGCAAGUGAUCUCAUAAGUCGCAUGACAACCGAUGAAAAAAUUACACAACUGGUAACAACAGCAGCUGCUAUACCUCGUCUAGGUUUACCUAAGUUUGAAUGGUGGUCUGAAGCUUUACAUGGUGUAGCAUAUUCACCUGGUGUGUCAUUUGGUGGUGAUCUACCUGCAGCGACUAGUUUUCCGACGCCUAUCAAUCUUGGUGCAACAUUCAAUCUGAGUCUUGUUUAUCAUAUUGCCAGUAUUAUAUCAACUGAAGCACGAGCAUUCAAUAAUGAAGGUCGUGCUGGUUUAGUUUUUUUUACACCAAAUAUAAAUAUAUUUCGUGAUCCUCGAUGGGGUCGUGGUCAGGAAACACCAGGUGAAGAUCCAUUUCUCACAUCACAAUAUGUUUAUUCACUAAUCAAUGGUUUGCAACGUGGUGAAGAUGAACGUUAUUUGAAAAUAGCCGCUGAUUGUAAACAUUAUGCUGCGUAUGAUUUAGAGAAUUGGAAUGGUACAGAUCGUUUUCAUUUUGAUGCUCGUGUAAGUGAUCAGGAUCUUAUUGAAACAUAUUUACCCUCUUUUGAAUCAUGUGUUCGUGAUGCAAAAGUUGCAAGUAUUAUGUGUAGUUAUAAUGCUGUUAAUGGUGUUCCAUCUUGUGCAAAUAAGUUUCUACUUCAAACUAUUGCACGUGAAUCGUAUCAUCUUGAUGGUUUUGUUGUUAGUGAUUGCGGUGCUGUUUCAACCAUAAUGAAUUCACAUCAUUAUACGUCAACAGUAGAAGAUACAGUUGCUGUUGCAUUGCAUGCUGGUACAGAUCUUAAUUGUGGAGAUUUUUAUUCAAAACAUACUCAACAAGCAUUAUAUAAUAAAACCAUUGUCGAAGCUGAUAUUGAUCAAGCACUUCAGCGUUCAUUUAAUGUUCUUGUUCGUCUUGGCUAUUUUGAUCCACCUGAACAACAGCCAUAUAGAAAAUUAUCACAUGCUGAUGUUGAUACAGCAGAAACGAGAAAAUUAUCUUUACAUGCUGCACAACAAAGUAUUGUUUUAUUGAAAAAUACAAAUAAAGCAUUACCAUUAAAUUUGAAUCAACUAAUGAACAAAAGAAUUGCACUAAUUGGACCAACAGCAAAUGCGACAGUUUUAAUGCAAGGCAAUUACUAUGGAAAAGCUCCAUUUUUGAUUGAUCCUAUUAAUGGCUUUCAAGCAGUAACUCAAGGUUAUUCUAUCAAUAUUUCGUUUGCUUAUGGUUGUAAAAUAUCCAACGUUGAUCAGAGUGGUUUCGCAGAAGCCAUUGAAUUAGCUCGUUUAUCUGAUAUUGUUAUUUUCUUUGGUGGUAUUGAUCAAUCAAUAGAAUCUGAAGGUCAUGAUCGAACAUCGAUUGCAUUACCUUCCGUUCAAUUAGCUUUACUGGAACAACUUGAAAAAGUUGUUCGUUCGCCUCUUCACGUUGUUAUUAUGUCUGGUAGUAGUCUUGACCUAACAUAUAUACGUGAUUCUUCUCAAUAUGAUAGUCUUAUCUGGAUGGGUUACGCUGGACAAGCUGGCGGUCUUGCUAUAGCUAACAUCAUGUUUGGUCAAUAUAAUCCUGGUGGACGUUUGCCAAUAACAAUCUAUCCUGCAUCAUAUGUUGAUGCUGUUAGUAUGUUUGAUAUGCAAAUGCGACCAUCACCAAUGAAUCCUGGUCGAACAUACAAAUUCUAUACGGGACAAGCAGUGUUUGAAUUUGGCUAUGGUCUUUCAUAUACAACAUUCAGUUACUCAUGGUAUAAUGAUUCGAUGAAUUCAAUAUUUUCAAUAGAAUUCUUAAUGAAAAAUAAUUAUGACGAAAAGAAGGUGCGCCUUCAUCUGUAUCGUGUUAAUGUAACGAACACAGGCGAAGUGGCAGGUGAUGAUGCUGUGCUUGCAUUUAUUACACCACCCAAAACUUCUUUCAAUGAUCAAACACCGCCAAUUAAAAAAUUAUUUGGUUUUGAACGUGUUCGAUUAGAUGUUAAUGAAAUGACACAAGUUUUUUUCCCAUUAAAUAUUGAUGCAUUGUUAACAGUAGCACUUGAUGGAUCGAAAUGGUUAGAACCAGGUUCAUAUAAAAUUAUAAUUGGAAAACAACACAUACAUACAGUUCAAUUACAAGGACAACCAACGCGAUGGUCUUAA
This is a messenger RNA of Rotaria socialis, 2271 nucleotides long. The record is from the annotation of a GenBank genome assembly. Lineage: Eukaryota; Metazoa; Rotifera; Eurotatoria; Philodinida; Philodinidae.